AUGGUCAAGCACCUUUACAUCCUCGCAGCUGCGACUCUCGCACUCGCCGACCCAACCGUCUACCUUAUUCGCCACGGCGAAAAGCCCGACGACGGCGACGGACUGAAUGCACAAGGCGAGCAGCGCGCACAGUGUCUGCGGAAUGUAUUCGGGGCCAGCUCUUCCUACAACAUUGGGCAUAUCAUGGCACAGACGCCGAAAAGCGGUACAACCAUCCAACAUUGGGAUUCGUCUGAUUUGCUUUGCUUCGAGCUCAUGCUAAUUAGAACAGAUGGAGGCCGCCAACGUCCCCUCGACACCGUCGAGCCGCUCGCCUCGGACCUCGGGUUGACUGUUGACACUUCCUGCGACCGGGAUGAUUCCAAGUGUGUCGAAGAUGUUGUGAAAGAUUACGAUGGCUCUGGUAAUAUUUUGAUCUGCUGGGAGCAUGAUGCGUUGACGGAUAUUAUUAAGAAGUUGGGGGAUGAUGAUGCGCCGGAUUAUCCUGAUGAUAGCUUCAACAUCAUCUGGACUGAUCCCUCUCCUUAUGAUUCCAUCACCUCGGAGACGAGCGAAGACUGCCCGGGCCUGGACAGCUAA
Molecule: messenger RNA, 579 nt
Organism: Penicillium argentinense
Lineage: Eukaryota; Fungi; Ascomycota; Eurotiomycetes; Eurotiales; Aspergillaceae
Exons: 2
Coding region: 1-579 (192 amino acids)
Source: RefSeq, a predicted model, not a curated record